This is a messenger RNA of Drosophila melanogaster (fruit fly), 564 nucleotides long. RefSeq names its product lysozyme X (gene LysX). Gene Ontology annotation, molecular function: lysozyme activity. The record is from RefSeq and is marked reviewed. Bases 8 to 436 code for a protein of 142 amino acids. The transcript has a single exon. NCBI's taxonomy places the organism in Eukaryota, Metazoa, Arthropoda, Insecta, Diptera, Drosophilidae.
AUUCGCCAUGAGAGCCCUCCUAGGAAUCUGUGUCCUGGCACUAGUCACUCCAGCUGUCCUGGGUCGCACCAUGGAUCGCUGCUCACUGGCGCGCGAGAUGGCCAAUAUGGGUGUUUCUCGUGACCAGUUGUCCAAGUGGGCGUGCAUUGCAGAGCACGAGAGCUCCUACCGCACCGGAGUGGUGGGGCCUCCCAACACCGAUGGAUCCAACGACUAUGGCAUUUUCCAGAUCAACGACAUGUACUGGUGCCAGCCGUCCAGUGGAAAGUUCUCCCACAAUGGCUGCGAUGUGAGUUGCAACGCUCUCUUGACCGAUGACAUCAAAAGUUCCGUAAGAUGUGCCCUAAAGGUCCUGGGUCAACAGGGCUGGUCAGCCUGGUCCACCUGGCACUACUGCAGUGGAUACCUGCCCCCGAUCGAUGAUUGCUUUGUUUAAUUCAAGUCUCUUAACCAUGGACAUUUCAAAAUGUAAUUGUUUUGCAAUCUAAUAAACACUUUUUAUACGUUUAUACUUUUUGAUACGUUGAUUCACGAUAUAUACAUAAAUAAAAGUAAAUAUCUGGU